Molecule: messenger RNA, 303 nt
Organism: Anopheles maculipalpis
Lineage: Eukaryota; Metazoa; Arthropoda; Insecta; Diptera; Culicidae
Gene: Dpm3
Product: dolichol-phosphate mannosyltransferase subunit 3
Exons: 2
Coding region: 18-302 (94 amino acids)
Biological process (GO): GPI anchor biosynthetic process
Cellular component (GO): dolichol-phosphate-mannose synthase complex; endoplasmic reticulum membrane
Source: RefSeq, a predicted model, not a curated record
UCGACGUACGACGCGCAAUGACGAAACUGUUCGAAUGGUUUAUGGCUGCGGCCUGUUUCCUUAGCGUAUAUUUCGCAAUUAUUCUACGCCAAGUGAAACAUGAACUGUUGGAUCAGUACAUGCUGGAAAUUAAGCUUUCACCCAUAUUUCUGGUGUUAAUUUUUGGACUCUUUUCUGCCACCGUGGUACUGUAUCGAACUUUCACCUUCAACAACUGCGAGGAAGCUGCUAAGGAACUGAUGGAACAGAUUAAAGAGGCUAAAGCUGACCUUAAGCGCAAAGGUUUGGUGCUGAGCGACUAAC